Messenger RNA from Punica granatum (pomegranate), 645 nucleotides. Lineage: Eukaryota; Viridiplantae; Streptophyta; Magnoliopsida; Myrtales; Lythraceae. The record is from RefSeq and is a predicted model, not a curated record.
AGCAGGCAAAAUCUUCAUCUCCCUUGAUCUGUUGAAAGCAUAUAUAUACAUACACAGAUUAUCUUGAACAAUGUCAGGCGUUUGGGUAUUCAACAAAGGCGUGUACCGUCUCGUGGAGAACCCGCAGGCGGAGGCUUCGAGCAACAGUUCCCGAAGGAAGGUCCUGGUCCACUUGCCGACCGGUGAGGUUGUGAAUUCCUAUGAGUCGCUCGAGCGUAUCCUGAGGGGCCUGGGAUGGGAGAGGUACUUCAUGGGCGACCCAGACCUCUACCAGUUCCACAAGCAGUCGUCCAUCGACCUGAUCUCCCUCCCUCGCCAGUUCUCCCGUUUCAACUCGGUGCACAUGUAUGACAUCGUCGUGAAGAACCCUAAUACCUUUCACGUCCGUGAUAUGUCAUCCUGAGCUGUCAUCCUCGGACUAGUCAUGCAUCAUAUGUUCGUACUUCCUUUCGACCGCACUCAGCUUCCUGUGUGUUGAUUAGUGUCAUGCUAUUGUUGUAUAAUAAUUUGUAUUCUCAUGUUUUGAUUCAUCCUAGAUUGCCAGAACGAUCUCCUCGCUAGGGGCAAUGUUUCAAAUAUAUGUAUGUUUCAGUUCAAUUCGAUCCAUUGUAAUGAUAUGGAAGGGAUAUAAUUUUGUCUCGUUUA